UUUACUCGUAUUAGUUUACAGCGCAGUCUUGAACAUCCAAUAUGGAGGAGACGUUGACGUAUCGCAGCAGCGGGCAAAACCACUCGAUGCGGCGUCUACGUAUAUAUGUCUAUGCUCUCCCCCCCCCCCUCCUCAUUCCAGCCCCGUCACGGGAGUGGAUCCUGGACGACCUUUGACCUCUGCGUCGCGCCCGUCGCAGAGUUCUCCCGCUGACUGAUUUGCACAAUAAUGUGAAGUUUGAUGGAGUGAAACCACGACUACCGGCGUGAUUCCAGCUUCUCCACCGAGUCCUUUCAAUCCUGAAUCCUGCCGGCGAUUCCUCCCAAAAUAAACACGGACCAUCUCUGCCCAGUUUGCAUUUUCCUGUUUAAAAUCUGACGUUUAUUUCUCUCUGGAGUGAUUCUUUUUUGUUGUUGAUGUUUUUUUUUCAGUGUAAUAUUUCUUUUGCUUCUGUGUUUGAGUAAUCGUAGCCAAACACCGUGUCUGUUUUUGUCAUGAUUUACCCCCCCGCGUUCUGGCAUCCUUGUUAUCCGUGAUGAAUGUUGCUCUCCGGGGUGCGAUUGUGCAGAUAAAGUUUUAAUGUGCAGUCACAGCAUCCUCACAACUGUUUUCUCUCUUUUCUUUUGUAAAAUCUUUAAUAUGAUCCUUGAAUUUUUUUGUUUCAUGUGCUGUAUUUAAUGGUGAGAAAUGUCAAACUCUGGUGGUAGAGUUUUAUUUUUCUCUGAUGAAAUCUUGUCAAGACUUUCAAGGGAAGUAGACUUGUCUCCAUGUCAAAGGUGAAUGAAAUAAAGUAAAGAAACCAACCCAGAACUCCCUCUUUUGGGGACAUUUCUUGGCGCCUGCAGCUCCUCCGUGGUUAACUGGUCCCGCGUGAAACUUGCAGAACACUCUGUACCUUUUGAUGACUUACUUGCUCAAUUACAAUGAGUUUGCAUUCCUGUUGACACGACCGCAUUCUUGCAGUCCCCCUUCCCGCUCCUUUAGGGAUUUUCAGAGCUGCUCCCUCCCCUACGUUCUCAGGAAAACCUGCUGGCUCUCCUCACCUCCCACUUCCAGCCGCACCGAUGAUGAGAGCGUCUCACAUCAGCCAUGGAUCAUUUCGCUCUAACGUCUAAGUCUUGUGCAGACUCGGAGCGAGCCGUUCAGCAGGAGACGUCCAGCGACUGGUCAGCGGUUAACUGAGGAGGGAAAAGCCCGUCCGGGAGACCAGACAUGGGGAAAGUUUACUACGUGAGUAAGAACGUGGGCAUCGGGAUCCUGGUCCUGGCGGCCACGGCCCUCGCCACCAUCAUCGGCCUGUCCGUCGCCUACAACAGGGAGCGGGCCCGAGGUCGGGGCGGGCCGGGGGACGAGGGCGGCUCCGCGGCCCCCCCCACCACCCCGUCCACCCCCAAGGACCCCUGGGACCGCUACCGGCUCCCGCGGGCCCUGGUCCCCGUCUCCUACAACGUGACCCUGUGGCCCCGGCUGGAGCCCGACGCCCGCGGCGUCUACGUCUUCACCGGCCGCUCGGCCGUCGUGUUCAGGUGCGUGGAGGAGACGGACCUGGUGAUCAUCCACUGCAACAAGCUGAACCUGACCCGCCAGGGGGGCCAGCUGGCCGCGCUGCGGGGCCUGGGGGCCCACGCCGCGCCCGCCACGCGCAGGUCCUGGCUGGUGGAGAAGACCGACUACCUGGUGCUGCAGCUGCGCGGCCGGCUGGCGGCCGGGGCCUCCUACCUGCUGCAGACGGAGUUCACGGGCGAGCUGGCCGACGACCUGGAGGGAUUCUACCGGAGCGAAUACGUGGAGGACGGCGUGAGGAAGGUCGUGGCCACCUCCCAGAUGCAGGCCACCUACGCCAGGAAGACCUUCCCCUGCUUCGACGAGCCGGCCAUGAAGGCCGUCUUCAACGUGACCAUCGUCCACAGCCGGGACACGGUGGCGCUGUCCAACGGCAGGGAGACGGACUCUUCUCUCUCCGUCAUCGAUGGCUCGGCGGUCAAGGUCACGACCUUUGAGCCGACAGAGAGGAUGUCCACGUAUCUGCUGGCGUUCAUCGUCAGCGACUUCGCCUACAUUCAGUCAAACCAAAGCAAACCGCUGAUCCGCAUCUGGGCCCAGAAGAAGGCCAUCAGCGGGCGGCAGGGCGACUACGCCCUCAGGGUCACGGGCCCCAUCCUGCAGUUUUACGAGCGCUACUACAACACCAGCUACCCCCUCUCCAAGUCAGAUCAGGUGGCGCUGCCCGACUUCAACGCCGGGGCGAUGGAGAACUGGGGGCUGGUCACCUACAGGGAGACGGCGCUGCUCUACGACCCCGUCCUCUCCUCCACCGGGAACAAGGAGCGGAUCGCCACCGUCAUCUCCCACGAGCUGGCACACAUGUGGUUUGGAAACUUGGUGACUCUGCGCUGGUGGAACGACCUGUGGCUGAACGAGGGCUUUGCCUCCUACGUGGAAUACCUGGGGGCCGACUACGCCGAGCCGUCCUGGAGUAUCAAGGACCACAUCGUCCUGUACGACAUGCAGAAGGUGUUUGCCGUGGACGCCCUGGCCUCCUCCCACCCGCUCACCCGCCGGGAGGACGAGGUCAACAGCCCGGCGGAGAUCAGCGAGAUGUUCAACACCAUCUCCUACAGCAAGGGCGCGGCGGUGCUGCGAAUGCUGUCGGAGUUCCUCAGCGAGCCCGUGUUCGCCAGAGGCCUCAGCUCGUACCUGAACACAUUCGCCUUUGGAAAUACGGAGUACACGGACCUGUGGAACCAUCUCCAACAGGCUGCUGAAAGCACGCCGGGUUUGCAGCUACCGCACUCGGUCCACGACAUCAUGAACCGCUGGACGCUCCAGAUGGGAUUCCCCGUGGUGACGAUCAACACCACGACGGGCAGAGUCACGCAGAAACACUUCCUGCUGGACCCCGAGUCCGUGGUGGAGAGGCCGUCCCAGUUCAAAUACACGUGGUUCGUCCCGGUCAAGUGGAUGAAGACGGGCGUGGAGCAGCAGCAGUACUGGCUCCUGCAGAACACAGACACCCACGGGCCCAUGAGGGCGUCAGGAGAGGACUGGGUGCUGGCGAACACCAACAUGUCCGGAUACUUCAGGGUGAACUACGACCAGGGGAACUGGGACCGGCUCCUCGCCCUGCUGCACGCCAGCCAUCAGACUUUAUCGGUCAUCAACCGAGCACAGAUCAUAGACGACGCAUUUAAUCUGGCAAGAGCUAAGAUAAUCUCCACGAGCCUGGCUCUGAGGACGACCACGUACCUGUCCCAGGAGCGGGACUACAUCCCCUGGGAGUCGGCGCUGAGGAGUCUGGACUAUUACAUCCUCAUGUUGGACCGCACCGAGGUGUACGGGGCUCUGCAGGCGUAUCUCAAGAAGCAGAUCGUACCUCUGUUUGAAUACUUCAGGAGCAUCACAGUCCGUCCCUGA
Molecule: messenger RNA, 3414 nt
Organism: Cololabis saira (Pacific saury)
Lineage: Eukaryota; Metazoa; Chordata; Actinopteri; Beloniformes; Belonidae
Product: aminopeptidase Ey-like
Exons: 17
Coding region: 1213-3414 (733 amino acids)
Biological process (GO): peptide catabolic process; proteolysis
Cellular component (GO): cytoplasm
Molecular function (GO): metalloaminopeptidase activity; peptide binding; zinc ion binding
Source: RefSeq, a predicted model, not a curated record